Molecule: messenger RNA, 2535 nt
Organism: Aspergillus sclerotioniger CBS 115572
Lineage: Eukaryota; Fungi; Ascomycota; Eurotiomycetes; Eurotiales; Aspergillaceae
Product: putative PHD finger domain protein
Exons: 5
Coding region: 1-2535 (844 amino acids)
Biological process (GO): regulation of DNA-templated transcription
Cellular component (GO): RSF complex
Source: RefSeq, a predicted model, not a curated record
AUGGUAUCGCGAAAGCGCGCCCGCUCCGAGGUGGACGCUGCCCCAGAGCAGCCACCUGAGGAGCCGGGCUUACUUCAACAGCUUCGCAACUGCUGGGAGUUUGCGAACCUGAUGCAAUAUAUUGCCAUAUUUGGGAAACUCAUGAAGAUUGAUGAGGAUUUUGGGAUUGAGGACUUGGAGAAUGAGUGUCUUAAGCCUACCUCUUCGGAGAAAUUACUGGAUAUUGGACUCUGUCUUUUAAAAUGGGUCUCGUCGCAUCGGGGCCUCACCUUCGAUAAUUUUGAUGAAUAUACGCGACGCCAGUACAAUGCGAAAGCACCGCACAUUCCCAACCCUUUCGGGUAUGAGGAAGUCCCGAAUAGGUUCCUCGAUUUUGAUGUCUUUUUGAAAUUGCGCGUCCUGCACCAGCUGUCUAUUUGGACAUUCUGGAAUCCCGAUCGCAUUCGCGAAAAGAUGCCGGAGCAGCGAGAGUUGGAUCAAACGCAGUGGCGUAUCGAGGAAGUAGGCUACGAUCGCGAAGGUCGCUACUACUAUAUACUCGACGACAACAGGCUCUAUCGUCGCACCGAUCCCCCUAUUCCUCCGCCGAAACCGGCUAAGUCGAAGUCAAGGAGAAAGAGUGCCCGCGCCAUGAGAGCAUCGAAACGGAGAAAGGUUACAGGAGCAGAUCCUAUCGAAGAAUCUGAUGAAGAGAGCAAUGUUGUUAACGGCGAUGCCACAGACCCUUAUGAAGCGAUGUCGUGGGAAUGCAUUGCCGUUACACUUUCGGAUUACCAACAGUUCCUAGAGUCUAUUCGGAAGACUAGGGAUCCUGAUGAGAAGAUCCUGCGAGAUAGGAUUGACGAACAAGUCAUGCCAAUUAUCGAAAAGGAAGAGGAAUCUCAACAACGGCAAAAACAGAAGCGGGAGAAGGAGCUUCUCAACAUGCAGAUGCUCGCCGGCGCUAAACGAUCCAGUCGCCUCGCUGGAAAGGCUGAGAAAGAACGCCAGGAACGUGAGGCUGCUGAAGCAACACGUAAGCGUGAGACAGAACUAGCCGCAGCUCUUAAGGAAGACGAAAGAGUGAAGAAGAUUGAGGCGGAAAGACGCUCGCGCAUUAUGACCCGUGAACAACGUAUCAAGGAUCGCGAGAGGAAGCGCAUUCUACAUGAAAACGAGCUCCAGCGCAUACAAGAAGAGCAGGAGAAGGUUGCCAGGGGUGAAAGCAGAGCUUCUGAGAGGCAUCUUCAAGCAGAAAUGGAGAAAUAUCGUAAGAAUCUCGAGGACCUUUCGCAGGAGGACCAGUGGAUAUUCGACUGCUCGGGCUGUGGUGUGCAUGGUCAAAACCUGGACGAUGGCUCGCACAGUGUUGCGUGCGAAAAUUGCAAUGUAUGGCAGCACAGCAAAUGUCUUGGAAUUCGCAAGGACGAAGCAGAACGGGAAGACUUCCACUUUGUGUGCGAAGACUGCAAGCGACGUGAAGAGGAAGCAAAAAUGCCCAAAAUCCCGCCGUUGAAAUUCCGCGUCGGCUCGACCUCGCCAUCCUCGACUGCUGUUGAGGGAGACACAAAGAUCAAAGGUCCGGACGUGGAUCAGCCUCCUACACCGUCAAUUAAAGAAGCCCAACACGCUUUCCAAAUGCCUUCCAUCGGGUCUCCUCAAAAGCAACUCUCCUCACUGCCUUCCACCUCUCAAAAUCCCUCCCAAGUCGUUUCGUUCCCCCCUCCAUCCCCCGAGCGCCGGCCUCAGUCUGCACACACGACGUCAUGUAGCUCCCCUCGGGCUCCAUUUUCUCCGUCGAAGGGUGCGAAUGGUUUCACCCCGUCAUCUAAAGAGCAGCUGCCGAAACUGCCUUCCAUGCACCAAGCUAUGCAUCUACCGCCCCAUGGUGGCGACUCUUUCAAUAGCUCCUUUCCUGCGCGACGACCUUCAUCCUCUCACUCUGUGCGGAGUCCCACUUUACCCUCUCCUAUCCAAAACCGCCCAUCCAUGUCUCCAACUCAGGGCAAUCGAGACGUUGGCCCUCUUGCGGGGUUCCCGCCUGUAGCGCCGUCAGAUCAUUCCGCCCCGUGGACACCGUAUGGUCAACAACACACCCCACGACCAAACACAGGCAACCACGCUUCCUUCUCUUCCCUACAUAAUGGGCGUCCGUCUUUUAUGGCCACACCAACUGCCAGUCGGUCUUCGCCUCCACAGAGUUCCCACGGUAUACCGUUUUCGGGAAUCAGUCCGACCAAACAAUCCCCCCGACCUGUGACUUCCGGCAGUGUUACAGGUGCUCCUGUUCUUCCUCCGAUCCAAAAGCUCGAGCCAAGUCCUAAGUUGAUGGGCCGAAGCUCGCCCGACGCACCGAUUCCCCCGCCGGUGAAAUGCAUGACACCUGAGCAAGAGGAACGCAGGCAGAGAGAGAACGCCCUGCUGCAGGCCCAAUUGCACGGAACUAACGGUCAAUCAUCGGUGAUGUCGUCACCAUCGCUCAACCGUAUACCACCUUUAGGGCCACCUGCGGUUGCUCAACAGCCUGCUCCAUCCCCUCAGCCCGGCCCGAAAUGA